This is a messenger RNA of Trichogramma pretiosum, 1815 nucleotides long. RefSeq names its product protein roadkill-like. The coding region runs from base 1 to 1815 and encodes 604 amino acids. The record is from RefSeq and is a predicted model, not a curated record. Lineage: Eukaryota; Metazoa; Arthropoda; Insecta; Hymenoptera; Trichogrammatidae. The transcript has 5 exons.
AUGACGCGCAAACGACUGCUGAACAACAACAACACUACUGCCAGCAGUACUACCGCACCCGUAAAGAGGAGAAAACGAAGACGUCGAAGCGACGCCGCGACGGCCGUGUCUCGGGACAGUUGCAGCGACAACGACAACGACGACGACGACGAAGACGAGCGUCGAAGCACCGACGUCAACAACGCCAAGAGCUUAUACUGCGAAAACAACAACGAGCAGCAGCAGCACAACAGCAGUGGCAGCGGAGCGAUACAGGGUUUGGUGGAGUCGUCGACGAGCACGUCGAGCAUCGGCACGCGCAGCUCGUUCAACAUCGGAGCGACCCUCGACGCGCCCACCGGCGAGGACGAGGUCGAGUGGAAGGAGUGGCCCAGCCACGGCAUGCACGAGCGCCCGGUCUAUCAUCCGCAGUUCGGCCUGGCUACGGAGCACAACGGCCGCUAUUUCGUCAAUCGGCCGGACGACAAGGGCUACGACGAGGUGAAGAUCGACGACGUCGCGCAGCCGGUCCCCAAGUUCGUUCCGUCCUCGUGCGCCGCGUCUCGUCGACAAGUCGCUACCGCCGCUUCUGCGAAGUCAUCCGUAGCCCCGGUGGCCACGGUCACGGCCACGAUCGCGACGACCUCGAGGAGACAACGAGCCGCGGAUGGCACGGUUACAACGAGGCCGGUGCAGGCCAUCGCCUACGUCGCGCCUUCUCAGCAUCAACAACAGCAACAGCAACAGACGCCACAGUUGCUGCAGCAGCAGAAGAAGCAGCCGAUCGUCCUGUCGAGUUUGGACCGGUCCAAGGUCAUGGCUUAUCUGGCGCAUCGUGCCCAGCAGUUCGGCGAGGCGCAGCACCAACUGCUACAGAGCUACAAUCUGAGCCAGCAGCGCAAGCUCGAGCUGCUGCAGCAGCGGCUCAAUUCGCGGCCGCGACUGCUGCAGGUGCAGCUGAGCAAGAACAAGAACGUCGCGGCCGUGCUGCAGGCGGCUACCGCGGCCACUACUACUACGGCCAAGCAACAGCAAUCCACCACUGCUACCGUCGCGGCCGCUGCUACCGGAGCCAACACCGCCACCGCUGCUGCUGCUGCUGCUGUCGCCGGCAAAGCCAUCCCCGCCUCUGGUCGAAUAAUCACGCAGGAUAUGUUGCGCUCUUGGCGCGAAGCCAAUCAACAAAAGCUACAGCAUCAGCAUCAGACGCCUGGUAAAAUUUUACUGAUGCCGUCGAGGCCUCUUCAGCAGCAACAGCAGCAGCAAACGUCUACGAAUUCUAACGCAGCAAUUGGUGCGCCGCUUACGAUGCCGUUUUGCGGAGUACCCGCUCUCAAUGGCAAUGGAAAAGUAUUCUUCGUGCGAGCCCCGGACUUGGCGAAAAAGCUCAAAUCCAGCGAGAAGCCCUUCACCGUCACGUCGACCUCGUCGCCGCCCUCGUCGUCGUCCACACCCACGUCCAUGUCGCAUCAACACCACCACCAUCAUCAUCAUCACCAUCAGCAGCAGCAGCAGCAGCAUCCGCACAAUCAUCAUAAUCACCAUCAACAUCAUCCAAUGGCUACUACGACGACGAUGAAACGCGUGGCGAUGCCGUGGGUGCCAGACAUGAACUUGCUCGUACGCAAUAAUCCCGUAGCCGCUGUAGCCAAACAACAGCAGCAACAGACGUUUCGCACGAUCUCGCCGAGCGAAGCCACGAUUUUGAUGCCGAAAUCGUGCCACAAUACGAACGGCGUCGCCGUUAGUAAUAAUUUCGCCUACAGCCAGCCCUACUACGUGCUGGAUCUGUCGAAGAAAGAGUCGACGACGACGCCGACGCACAUUAUAGAAUAA